This is a messenger RNA of Exophiala bonariae, 1419 nucleotides long. RefSeq lists its product as uncharacterized. The record is from RefSeq and is a predicted model, not a curated record. NCBI's taxonomy places the organism in Eukaryota, Fungi, Ascomycota, Eurotiomycetes, Chaetothyriales, Herpotrichiellaceae. The coding region runs from base 1 to 1419 and encodes 472 amino acids. Gene Ontology annotation, molecular function: oxidoreductase activity; zinc ion binding. The transcript is spliced from 2 exons.
AUGGUCAACAGGGUCAACAAGUUUAGUCAUCCUCAAUCUCUAAAAGACAACAUGGCUCUCUCACAAGCCGCUGCCGGCCUCGAGAAGGUCCUCGGUCACACUGGCGACGCCACAACCGAACAGAAUCUGACAAACCCGUCAAAAGAUCCUGGCAAAUAUGCCGACCCUUCAGGCGAGAAGAUGAAGGCCUUGAUCUGGAAUGGCAAGAACUCGGUCAAAGUGGUUGAGACCUUCAAGCCCGCGAGGAUCGAAGAUACAGACGUCAUUGUCAAGGUGACGGGUUCGACUAUUUGCGGCUCCGACCUGCAUUUGUACCACGGCUCUGUCAUCGAACUCCAAAAAGGAGAUAUCCUGGGCCACGAAUUCUGUGGCGUGGUCGACAGCGUCGGCCCGAGUAUCUCAAAGGUCAAGGCUGGCGACCGUGUCGUGUGUAGUUUCCAGAUCGCCUGUGGAAGCUGCAUGUACUGCCAGAAGAAGUUGAGCAGCCAAUGUGAAAAGACGAACGAUAACACUAUUGAGAAUGCUAUGUAUGGCGGCCGCACUGCUGGUAUGUUGGGCUACUCGCAUUUCACUGGCGGAUAUGCUGGUGGUCAAGCCGAGUACGUGCGGGUUGCAUACGGAGACGUCAAUCUGCUUAAGUUGCCAGACAAUGUCCCGGAUGAAAAGGGUCUAUACUUGAGUGAUGUCCUAAGCACUUCUUGGAAUGCAGUGGUUGAUACGGGCGUUAAGGAAGGUGAUGUUGUUGCCAUUUGGGGAGCUGGUCCCAUUGGACAGAUGUGCGCCAUUAUGAGUUUCAUGAAUGGCGCCCGCCGAGUCAUUCUCAUUGACGGUGGUGCUGCAGCGUGGCGGCUCGACUAUGCCAAGAGCAAGUUGCCCAAGCUUGAGACAAUUAACUUCACCGAUCUGCCUAAAGGGGAGAGCAUCACCUCUGUUUUAAAGAAGAUGGAGCAUGGUGGACCUGAUGUUGCCCUCGAGUGUGCUGCUGGCGAGUACGCGAAGGGCUGGGCCCAUUACUUUGAAAUCCUGCUUGGUGCGGAGACUGAUACCUCAGAAAUCCUUAAUGAGUGUAUUACCAGCGUCAAGAACUUUGGUCGUGUUGGCAUCACUGGAGUUUACGUCGGAUUCACAAACCACUUCAACAUCGGCAGUGUCAUGGAACGUGGAAUCCGGCUCAUCGGUAAUGGUCAGGCACCAGUCCAUUUGUACUGGGAAGAUUUGUUGAAAAAGAUUGAGGAUGGUUCUCUGGAUCCUUACCAGAUGCUGUCGCAUCGCGUGCGUCUUGAAGAGAUGGAAGAAUUGUAUCGCAGAUUUGAUGCUCGGGAAGAGGGACUGCAAAAGGUCUUUGUUGAGACCAAAUUCAGUGCUCCACCCGCAAAGGGUACUCCGCAAUUGACAAAGUAUGGUACUGCAACGUGGUGA